UUUCCACUUGUUCGUAGCCAGUACCCUAGUCCAUUGCAGACUCUCUACAUCUAUUGACUAUAUUCUCUCCACCGCGGCACCGCUUCCCCUUAUAUGUCUACAACAGGGCUACCUGUUUGUAUUAUCGGUUUCUCCAAAAACAUGGCGACCCACCGUCCAUGUCUUCUUACUUUCACCCUUUCCCUUCCUCUUCUUCUCUGCUUCCUUUCCUUCUCUCUUCCCGUCCACUCCGACGAUGCGCAAGUCAUGAACCUUCUCAAACAGAGCAUCGAAAACUCCGACUCUCUCAGAUGGUCCGACCCCGACCCAUGUAACUGGGCUUACAUUAGAUGCGACGGAUCGAAGCGGAUCCACGCCAUCCAAAUCAAGGGCUUGAACCUCAGUGGCACGCUUCCCAACGAGCUCCGGAACCUCUCCGCCAUGACCCAGUUCGAGGUCCAGCAAAACCAGUUCACCGGUCCAUUCCCCAGCUUUGCAGGCCAUGGCUCGCUUCUCACAAUCAUAGCCCACACCAACCGCUUCACUUCCUUCCCCACCGAUUUCUUCACCGGCAUGACGGCCUUGCAAUCAAUAGCCAUCGAUUACAACCCCUUCUCUCCGUGGACCAUCCCGGAGAGUAUCAAAGACGCAACUUCGCUAAAGUUCUUCUCGGCCAACAGCGUCAAUCUCACCGGUGAAAUCCCAGACCUUUUCAGCACUUUGGUAAGUUUGGCGGACCUGCAUUUGGCCUUUAAUAAACUCCAAGGCGAAUUGCCUCCGAGCUUUGCGGGUUCGGGAAUUCAGACCCUUUGGUUAAACGGACAGCAGGGUAAUAAUAAGCUUAAUGGUACAAUUGCGGUGCUGGCCGGUAUGGAAUCCUUGACUUCUGUUUGGUUACAUGGGAACCAGUUAACGGGUCCGAUACCGGACUUUUCCAGAGUGGAACGCUUGCAGGAUGCUAGUUUUAGGGACAACCAACUAACGGGUAUUGUUCCGGCAUCAUUGGUGAAUCUUCCAAACCUUAUAACAGUGAACUUAACGAAUAAUUUGCUUCAAGGGCCGCGGCCGACGUUUGGUCGGAAUGUGAACCUUGACAUGAGGGAAGGCAGCAAUAGUUUCUGCACGGAAAACCCCGGUGGUGCCUGCGAUGGGCGUGUUAAUGAUUUGCUAUCGGUUGUGGAGGCGUUCGGUUACCCGGAAACUUUUGCAGAGAAUUGGAAAGGAAAUGAUCCUUGUAAUAACUGGAAGGGGAUUGUAUGCGUUGGCGAUGGCAACAUUACGAUUGUUAAUUUUCAGAGAAUGGGUCUCUCAGGGACGAUUUCUCCGAAGUUUUCUCUGCUUGCGUCGAUGCAAAAAUUGAUUCUGUCUGAUAAUAAUCUGACAGGUACUAUCCCUACCGAGCUAACGGCAUUGCCUAAUCUUAAGUUUCUCAACGUUUCAAACAAUAAACUGCAUGGUAAUGUCCCAUCUUUUAGAAGUAAUGUGGAAGUGAUUACAGUUGGGAACCCUGAUAUAGGAAAGGAUUUUUCUCCACCGGGUUCACCUUCCAAUCCAGAUGGUGGUGGUGGUGGUGGUGGUGGUGAUGGAAAUGUUAAGAAACAAUCCAAGGCUGGUGGAGCGAUUGUGGGGGGUGUUUUCGGCUGUGUUGGCGCGUUGCUAUUAGUUGGAGUUGUUGGUUUCUGUCUGUUUAGACGAAAACAUUAUCGUUCUGGGAAAGUACAAAGUCCACAUACUGUUGUAAUACAUCCGCAACAUUCAGGGGAACAGGAUGCCUUGAAGAUCACUGUUGCUGAGCGUAGUGUUAAUGGUGGAGCGAAUGAAGCUUUCAGUCCCGGAAGUAAUGGACAUGGUGACAUUCACGUUGUGGAGGCUGGUAGUAUGGUCAUUUCCAUUCAAGUUUUGAAGAACGUGACCAACAAUUUCAGCGAGGAAAAUAUAUUGGGUAGAGGGGGAUUUGGAACUGUUUACAGAGGAGAGUUGCAUGAUGGGACGAAGAUUGCAGUGAAGAGAAUGGAAUCGGGGGCAGUGGGUGAAAAGGGCCUUUCUGAAUUCAUGUCUGAGAUUCAAGUUCUUACUAAGGUUCGACACAGACACUUGGUUGCUCUUCUUGGGUACUGUUUGGAUGGAAAUGAGAAGCUUCUUGUCUAUGAAUACAUGCCUCAGGGGACUCUUAGUCAGCAUCUAUUUAACUGGAGAGAGAUAGGGUUGAAAUCACUUGAAUGGACAAGAAGGUUGACCAUUGCCUUGGAUGUCGCCAGAGGUGUUGAAUAUCUACAUGGUUUGGCCCAUCAAAGCUUUAUCCAUAGGGAUCUUAAACCAUCCAACAUUCUUCUUGGAGAUGAUAUGAGAGCAAAAGUUUCAGACUUUGGAUUGGUUCGACUUGCUCCAGAAGGAAAAUUCUCCGUUGAGACUAGACUGGCUGGAACUUUCGGGUAUCUCGCUCCCGAAUAUGCAGUGACUGGAAGGGUGACUACCAAGGUUGAUGUUUAUAGCUUUGGUGUGAUUCUAAUGGAGCUGAUCACUGGUAGAAAAGCACUGGAUGAAUCCCAGCCUGAAGAAAGGUUGCACCUAGUCACAUGGUUUCGCAGAAUGCACCUUAGCAAGGAUACAUUCCAGAAGACCAUCGACCCAACUAUUGAACUGGACGAGGAAACCCGUGCCAGCAUUAGUACUGUUGCAGAGUUGGCUGGUCACUGCACUGCGAGGGAGCCCUAUCAGAGGCCCGACAUGGGCCAUGCAGUGAAUGUGCUUUCAUCUCUUGUUGAGUUCUGGAAACCAGCAGAACCAGAUGCCGAGGAUAUGUAUGGAAUUGACCUUGAUAUGCCAUUGCCACAAGCACUCAAAAAGUGGCAGGCAUCCGAGGGAAUUAGUAAUUUGGAUGAAUCAUCUUCUUCAUCUUUCCUUGCUAGUGGGGACAAUACCCAAACUAGUAUUCCAACUCGUCCAUCCGGGUUUGCAGAAUCAUUUACAUCGGCAGAUGGACGUUGAAGCUUGGGAAUGAAGUUGGGUUAUUCUUGAUGGCUCCAACUGCUUCAUCUUUUCUAUUCCUUCUACCCUUUGCUCCUUACUCUUCUUUUUUUUUUUUCCCUUCUUUUGUGAGGUUGUCCUCUAUGCUUUUUUUCUUCCUAUAAUAUUUGAAUUUUGGACGGUUCUCAUUUUAAGAUUAUACAGGGGAAGCUGAUCUUUAAUGAU
Molecule: messenger RNA, 3171 nt
Organism: Carya illinoinensis
Lineage: Eukaryota; Viridiplantae; Streptophyta; Magnoliopsida; Fagales; Juglandaceae
Product: receptor protein kinase TMK1-like
Exons: 2
Coding region: 94-2967 (957 amino acids)
Biological process (GO): protein phosphorylation
Molecular function (GO): protein kinase activity; ATP binding; protein binding
Source: RefSeq, a predicted model, not a curated record